AAAAGGAGGAAGAAUUCAUUUAUUCCUAGUAGAAUAUUUCAUCAAUAUCAUUAUCAUAUGGCUACUGUCAUUAUCAAAAGAUCAUUCCAUUCUUGGACAUAUCUUGAAGAUGUUGCUAUGAUCUGGUUCUGCGGUCAACACGAUAUUAUACCAGUUGAAGUGAGUGAACAUGAAACUAUUCAGCGUAUCAAUCAUCUGGUAGCCGAUCGUUUCUGUCUCUUAUACAAUGGCCAGACCUUAGAUUGUCACCGAACCAUAUCCAGUUACAAUAUGCCAAACGAAACAAUUUUGCAGCUUGAUAUCCCUCGCCCUACUCAAUUCCAAUUAUACAUACGCGUUUACGGUGGAUCAACAAUGGUGAUCAAUGUUAUGCCUAACAACACCCUUGCCAGUAUCAAACAAUGUCUUCAACAAAUCGAAGCCCGUCUUUUUACCCAGCACCAACGCUUAUUCUUCAUGGGCGAACUUCUCCAGGAUGAUCAACGGUCUUUACAGUCGUAUGGAAUCAAGUGCGAUUCUUUGAUUGAUCUCGGUUAUGUUGAACCUGCUCCUGAGAUCGAUACCAAUCUCGAGAACCAACUUCGACUUUAUUUAGAGCGACAAAGGCGAUCAGUUCCUGGAUCAACGACGAUUUCAUCAGCUCCAAAGAAUCCAGAACCAAUGAAUAAUAAACAUGCACAACAACUCAAGAACAGUUAUUCGACCACACCACUACAACCACAACCACCACAGAAGAAAUCAAAAAUCGAACCAAAGAAAAUCACACCAGAAGCAAUCGCGGCAGUAGAACAACAAAAGGUCAUUAGUAAUAUUCUUAUUCAUGUACGAAUGCAUUCAGAUAUUAUCAUCAAAAUCGCUAUCAAUCCAAACGAUACCGUCGAACAUUUCAAGAAUAAAAUUUUCAAACACACUAAUAUCCGACCUUCAUCCCAACGAUUGACAUUCUGUGGCUCUAGUCUCGAAGACGACAUGACUAUUCGUGAUUAUUGUAUGCGUGAUGGUAGUCGAGUAGAUUUAUUUGCAAGACCACCAAGAUCAUCAGUGAAAAGGGAAUCGACUCCUUUACAUACUUCGCCGACAACAACAACAACAACGACAGUGACGGAUCUCUUACCUGUGAAACUGGAGAAAACAACUGCACAAGAAACAGCCCCAAGUGAAAAGAAGAAGACGCACAACUUCCUUGGUGUUAUUGACCUUCUCUCAUCGGAUGAAGAGGAACCAAAUGAAAAACAAAACCAACAAAACGAAACACAAGAUUCAUCUUCUAGUCAACAUACCAGCAAUACUUCUUUUUACAGCAUGGAAGAUUCUCAGGACAAGCAAAUCAAGUCAACAAAAUCCAGGUUGUUAAAUAUUCGACAGACAAAUGGUAAGAUCACACAUAUUAUUAUGGAUCACUCUCCUACGACAACAGUGGCAGAUGUAAGAAAACUAUUUGGAGAAUAUGGUCUUCCUACAGAUCCGCAGGUGAAAAUCGAAUUUGGUGGUACCUAUUUCCAAGAUGAUUUUGUACUGGAUGAUUAUUUUUUGGAUGAUAAUUCUAUAUUGACUUCAAUAAUAGAAUAAUUUUAGAUAAGAUAUUCCUUUUUUUUUUUUUUUUUU
This is a messenger RNA of Halteromyces radiatus, 1605 nucleotides long. RefSeq lists its product as uncharacterized. Gene Ontology annotation, cellular component: cytoplasm; nucleus. The coding region runs from base 58 to 1569 and encodes 503 amino acids. The record is from RefSeq and is a predicted model, not a curated record. Lineage: Eukaryota; Fungi; Mucoromycota; Mucoromycetes; Mucorales; Cunninghamellaceae. Gene Ontology annotation, biological process: modification-dependent protein catabolic process; protein ubiquitination. Gene Ontology annotation, molecular function: protein tag activity; ubiquitin protein ligase binding. The transcript is spliced from 4 exons.